Messenger RNA from Mytilus trossulus (common blue mussel), 2777 nucleotides. RefSeq names its product transmembrane channel-like protein 3. NCBI's taxonomy places the organism in Eukaryota, Metazoa, Mollusca, Bivalvia, Mytilida, Mytilidae. Gene Ontology annotation, molecular function: mechanosensitive monoatomic ion channel activity. Bases 135 to 2276 code for a protein of 713 amino acids. The transcript is spliced from 20 exons. The record is from RefSeq and is a predicted model, not a curated record. Gene Ontology annotation, cellular component: plasma membrane.
UAUUAACUCUGAAUUUAAUGGUGUACUUCUUUGUUUACCAUUUGCAUACUUUAAAAAAUACGGACAUUGACAUGAGGAUUAAGCUUUCAAAUUUUAUUUUUUGUCAUUAGCAAAAAGGGAAAUCAGAUGUAGCAAUGUCCACGAAAUCUCAGAACAAUGGCUCGGAUGAGAUGGAUGAAGAAACACCAUUAUUAAUUGGUAAAGAUGCUCUACUAAGAGUAAGAACAUAUUCACAAGGUAGUGGAACAAUAUCUCAUCACAGCGAGGCAGCAACGUUUGAUUUUCGAGCACCACCUCCCAGUCACGUGACACCAGAAGACGUAUUACAACGAAUGAGAUAUGCUUUCAGAAAUGACGGUUUUGAUGCGGAAAAUGAUUUUGAAGCUGCGCAAUCCAUGCUUAAUACAUUGGAACGAUCUGCAUUCCGAGACACAGUGCUCGAUAAUUUAAAAGAAACGCCUAUGUCUAUGAGGGAACGACUUGGUUUGCGAAGACUAAUAUACUCAAAGACUCAUACUAGAAGGAGACGUGAACAAGAAAUAGAAGAAUCAACAACAAAGAGCGGGAACCGCAAUUACACAUUUGUUCCAUUUAAUUUGUGGGAAGAAACAAUCGCAAACUUAUCAGCUUACUUUGGAAGCAAUGUUGCGUCAUACUUUAAGUUCUUGAGGAUUUUGUUGUUGUUGAAUAUAGCAGCAGGAAUACUGAUGAUAUCUUUUAUAACUGUUCCACAGGCAAUUGACGGACCACAAUCGUUUAACUCAUCUAUUAGUCAGUUUGGCUGGUUAUCUAAAAGCAUGUUAUUGUUUGGAUCCUACAGCUCAGAUAAAAUCCACAACACAUACAAUCAACCGCUAGCAUAUAUUCUCACCUGGAUGGGAGUCAGUCUUUUUUAUUUGAUAGUUAUUGCUGUGGCAAUGCAUAUUCGCUAUCGACAAAGUAAACUCUCUGACAAUGCAGACGACUAUGAGUUUGCUCUUCGAACAUUCAGCUCAUGGGACCACACAAUAUACUCAAAAGAGGGAGUGAAAGAUAGACGAAAAGCGUUGUGUAUGGAGUUAAAGGAGCGAAUAAGAGAAGAACGUAAAGCAAGAAAACCAAGAUUGGAAAAAAGACUCCUGCGAUAUCUUGGUCGUAUUAUCAGCAAUACAAUUGUAUUGGGAUUACUCGGUGGAAGUGGUUAUCUUGUAUAUUAUGUUGCUGACGAAUUUAAGCUUCCAGAUAGUACACCCACAGAACUAAAGACACUGUUUGAUAAAUAUCAGCUGUCAGCAGUGGUUUCUUUAUUGAAACUGUUCAUACCUCUUCUAUUUGAAUUUCUGGUUCAUCUAGAAGGAUGGCCACCCAGAACAGCUCUAAAGAUUACACUGUUUAGAACCACAUUGUUUUAUUUUGCAAGUCUCGUAGUUUUUGAUAUGUCAUUACAUAAUGUUGCAUCAGAAUGCUCUAGUGAUUCAUGCAGUGAUAAGGGUAUAAAUACAACUGAGGUGGUUUGCUGUUGGGAGAAUCGAGUUGGAGAAGAAGUUCUGAAAGUGGUGUUUAUAGAUCUGGGUUUAUGUAUAGCUGUUGGAUUAUUUUUUCAUGUUGCAAAAGCUUUGUUUAUAAAAUGCAGAAUAUGUUGUAUUCAGUUAGAACUUAGUGAGUUUGGCAUUACAUCUAGUGUGUUAGAUUUGAUAUAUGGACAAGGGUUGAUAUGGCUUGGAUUAUAUUUUUCGCCAUUGAUAAUAGUUAUUGGAAUUAUUAAACUAUUCGUUGUGUUCUACACACAAUUAUUCGUCGCCAAAAUGGCUAUGGUUGCUCCAAAGAAAGUAUUCCGAGCAUCACGAUCUGGGAACUUUUAUUUGUUUAUACUGCUGCUCACAUGGUUUUUGUGUAUACUUCCAACUGCUUACACUAUUGCAGAAGUAAGUCCCUCUGCAGAUUGCGGACCCUUCAAGAAGAUGUGUAAGGCAUAUGAUGUGAUAUCUCAUAGCAUUGGAACCUGGCCCGACUGGCUCGAGGAACCUGUCAAAUACAUUGGAACAGCCGCAGUAAUUAUUCCUGUAAUAAUAUUGCUAUUGUUGGUAGCUCUUUACUACAGAGCCAAGUCUUCCUCGUAUGCCGAUCUGAUUAAAGAACUUAGAAAUCAACUCAAAUUUGAAAGAAAAGUUGAGAAGAGGAAAGUGUAUGCUAGUGCUCUUUCAACACCUUUUGGCACAGCAAGUAAAGCCACGGGACAAAAGUACGAAUUUGACAUGGAACAGACAAACUUUCCAAUAAUAAAGACAAACACAUAAAACGUAAAAAUAAAAUAUUUAAUAGUGAUGAAUAACGGUACUCGGAUAAUUAUACAUCAGUAUGAUCUAAAUCAUUUAUCUAAAGUGCAAAAUAGAUCUGUGACGAUUAGUGCAAUGAAUAUUGAUGUAUUGUAACACUUUGUCAGUGAUAGGAAAAGUACAACCUGAUAUAUGUUUUUGUACUUUUAUGAAAUUCAGCUUUGAGAAAUUCUGUUUUUUUAAUCAUUUAACAUGUAACAUGGUCGUGACCUGGAUAUGACAAAUACAUUUUUAUUUUUAAAAAAAUACAAUAUAACAAUUAUGUACAUUAGUACGCCAUAGCAAAAUAAUCUAUCAGAGGUUACUUAGUUAGCUAAUCAUCUCUGCUGUCCUCAUCAUAGAAACGAAUGAACAAAAAUUCGCUAAAAUACGACUUUAUAAACAUAUUCAUCCACAGAAGUAUGGCAGACAAGAAGAAUUAUAUAAAAUUCAAUACAACUGCAUAAAGUCUAACAAAGGUAA